Molecule: messenger RNA, 1107 nt
Organism: Fonsecaea multimorphosa CBS 102226
Lineage: Eukaryota; Fungi; Ascomycota; Eurotiomycetes; Chaetothyriales; Herpotrichiellaceae
Exons: 1
Coding region: 1-1107 (368 amino acids)
Source: RefSeq, a predicted model, not a curated record
AUGGCUCGUGGCGCUGGAAAGCGACCCAACAAACCCGCCACCAGCUCGACCACCCACACAAAGCCGCCUGCGAGCACUACCUCCGGUCCUCCCACCCCGUUCCACUACGCCCCAACUACCCUCAGACCCUUCCUUUCGACCCUGCCCACGGACCACAUAUACCUGGUUCACCUAGAUCACACGCCGCCGAGUCUCAAGAAACGCGUCUUCGCUGUCCCCGUCCUCCUAAAUCUGCUCAUUACCAUCGGACUCUGCAUUCGUCUCUACUAUGCUGUGCCAAUCUACCUUGAACAAAUCAUUACGAUAUUCGGAUAUGACACUGCAUAUAAAAUUGAUACCGCCACUGCAGCGGUGGGGGAACUCGUGAAUGCUGUCUUUUCACGAACAGCCUUACUCAUGCUCGACUAUGCUAUCUUUGGCUUGCUUGGAAGCUGGCCCAAAGAAUUUCUCUUUGGCAGCCGACUGUUGAGGUUCGUGGGCCCGUGGGAAUGGCGGAGAACGAUAGGCUUCAGGGAUACGGAAAUAAUCGUGCGCAGAGGCAGGAAAUGGGACACACCAUUGCUUGUCGGGGACACCCCAGAUGAGGUAAAGACCUGGAAAUUGGACGAAGAAUUGACCAUUAAAGUCAAAGUCGAUCCAGCUAUGCGGACUGACACUCUUGCGAAGACUGGGUAUCUCCUCCUUGACAAGGACUGGGAUCUCGACUUCAAGGCGAUGCUGGACGCGCAUAGGCUAGUGGAGAAAGGUGUGAUCCAACUGAAAGACCUUGAGAAUCUAGCUCUGGUAUACUAUGAGAAGCAAUGGUUGGUCUGGAAAGUCCAUGAAUCGCAAGAUAUCACUGCUAUGGGACAGCGGCAGGACAGCACCGUGGAAAAGUUCAGACGAAUUCUUACGGAUCUCGGCGCCGAGGGAGUCUUCUACCGCUGGAUUGAGAUCGUCCAGUUUGAAACCUCACAACCUGGAGGAUUCACGCAAGGACGACAGGCUGAAGCAAUCCGCGAAUUGAGGACUCGCUUGGAGAAGAAGGGGGUGGACUACGCCAAAUUUUGGGAGGACAUAGGCGGACAGGCUGGUCUCCCCGGCUUUGAUGUGCAAAAUCAAGAAUGA